This is a messenger RNA of Vicugna pacos (alpaca), 3559 nucleotides long. It is a transcript of the gene CHODL, whose product is annotated as chondrolectin. NCBI's taxonomy places the organism in Eukaryota, Metazoa, Chordata, Mammalia, Artiodactyla, Camelidae. The record is from RefSeq and is a predicted model, not a curated record. Gene Ontology annotation, cellular component: cytoplasm. Gene Ontology annotation, biological process: positive regulation of axonogenesis.
AUGGGCAUCUUUUGUUUUUCAGGCCAAAAGGUAUGUUUUGCUGAUUACAAGCACCCGUGCUACAAGAUGGCCUACUUCCACGAGCUGUCCAGCCGGGUGAGCUUUCAGGAGGCACGCCUGGCCUGUGAGAGCGAGGGGGGAGCCCUGCUCAGCCUCGAGAACGAAGCAGAACAGAAGUUAAUUGAAAGCAUGCUGCAAAACCUGACAAAGCCAGGAACAGGGAUUUCGGACGGCGAUUUCUGGAUAGGGCUCUGGAGGAAUGGAGAGGGGCACACAUCUGGUCCCUGCCCAGAUCUCUACCGGUGGUCCGACGGAAGCAGUUCCCAGUACCGAAACUGGUACACUGAUGAACCUUCCUGUGGAAGUGAAAAGUGCGUGGUGAUGUAUCAUCAACCAACGGCCAAUCCUGGCCUUGGGGGUCCCUACCUGUACCAGUGGAAUGACGACAGGUGCAACAUGAAGCACAACUACAUCUGCAAGUAUGAACCAGAAAUUAAUCCAACACCUCCUGUGGAAAAGACUUAUUUCACAAAUCAACCGGGAGACACUCAUCAAAAUGUGGUUGUUACUGAGGCAGGAAUAAUUCCCAAUCUAAUCUAUGUUGUUAUACCCACCAUCCCACUGCUCUUACUGAUACUGGUUGCUUUCGGAACCUGCUGUUUCCAGAUGCUGCAUAAAAGGAGAGCAAGGAGACACUUCAUCAAAGACUCAACUCCAUUAUCAUCUGAGUGCCUUGCAGAAAGUUUAAAUGCCAGUCUGUAAAGGAAGAACAAAAACUAGCCCAAACCAGUCCACACUGUGGAUUUCAAAAAGCACCAGAAAAGAAAGUGGCAUGGAAGUGUAAUAAUUCACUGGCUUGGCUCCAGAAGGAGUUUUGCAAUUCUGGAUCUGUGUAAGGAAUGGCAUCAGAACCUAAGCUUGGAAUGGCUUUGAAAUCUCAAAGGAUCUGCAAGAUGAACUGUAAGCUCCCCCUUGAGGCAGAUAUUAAAAUAAUUUUAUAUGGUUACUAUUUCAUUUACAAACUACGCUAUGCUAAUAAUGGAGUGAGACAUGCUUAUUUUGCUAAAGGAAGCACCCAAGCUUCAAGUAAAUGGGAUAGACCGUGCAGAUAAAAUUGCUGUCAACACGUCACAGAAGUAUGUGCAUUGGAAGCAGUUAUUUUUGUCUCUUUCACCGUUCAUAAGUUGUAAUCUAGUUAAUGUGAUGUAAAUCGCAUUGCAAUUUACAGUGUGCAAAAGUAUUUUUCCUUUACAUACGUGUUUGAUAAAAGUGGACUGUUCUAAUAUUUAUUUUUAUGGUGUUUCAUUUUUCAGUACAUGCUGUUUUGACUAAAGAAAUUUAUCACUGUUGUCAAGUGACUUCACACACACAUAAAUACAUUACCAUAGGAAAAAAAUGUCUUUUCUAGAAAUAGCUCAUCCUCUUUUACUUUCUCUACUUUGGGUCAGACUGUGUGUAGAAAAUGUCUUCAGAAGUAAGAAGUUACUUCAUGAACCGUGGUAUCAAUCUACUCAAAUAUUUUACUUAGAGGCAAGGAUUAUCUGAUUUCAAUUGUGCAAGAUGUGUGCCUUACAAUUAUUUUUAGUUUAAAAUCCAACAGAUUUUGUAAGAACUUUGUUAAUAGUUGUAUAAACAAAAAUAUACUCAAUUUCGAACAAAAAAAGUGGCAUACACGAUAUAAAGCAUCUGUCUUCACAUGUUGCCUAUUAUAACCACAAGUAGCUCUCUGAGGGUUCUGGAAUCGAUGUGGUCCCUCCCUUGCCCACAAAGCAAAGAUGGUGGUUUGGGUCUGGGAUUACCCCGGAGGUGGAUUAGCUGCAAAGUUUGCCUAAGGUUUUUCCUAGCUGGUUAGCCUCUGUCAGCGUAUAAAGGGGCUUUACAGUUGGGACUAGGUGAAUGGUCACCGCUGCAGUGGACUUAAAGCCCAGCACACUGACAUUUCCAGGAGGAAAGAAUCUAUGAACUAGUAUGAAAAUGGGUUGCAAGACAUCAACGUCAUGUGUUCAUUGUCGAGGGUGUGGCGAGGACAGUAAUCUGGGGCGCCUCUGUCCUAAUCUUCUAGUUUCUUCAAUGCUUGUGGCUCCUUCUUCUCAAGAGAGCUGUACCUAUCUGGUCUUCAAAUGUCUCUGUGCUCCUUUUAAUCAAAUAAAAAGUCGUGUUUCUGAAGAAUGAUCAUUGGUGUUAUCUAAAUCUCUUAAGUGCACAAUAUACAGAUGUGUUUGCAACAGUGUAUGGGAACAGAUUACUGUUGUGUGUGGUGAGAAUGGAAGUCAUGGGUGUAGAGUGUUUUAAACCUCAUCUUUUCAGUUAGAUUCAGUUAGAUAAAAAUGUGCUUGCAUUAAAGCAAUUCACAAGUCCAGUUGGUGGGCAAAAUUAAGAGGCAAAAUAGAAAUCAGUGGGCAUCAGUCCCUUUUCAGCUGCUCAGAGACUGAGGAAUUGGGCAGCUGUGUUCUAAGCUUAGAUGUGCCCACAUUUAGCACUCCUCUUUCUUUUCCUGGCCACCCAUCUUUCUGGGCAGAACAGGAGACCAGCUGCUGGGAUCCCCCUCCUGCCUGCCAGCUCCCACCAUGCACUCCUUUAGUCAGGACUUGACAGAGGGAGACGAGGCUUUCCCCACUGUCUAUGCCACCCAUGGCUACAGCAGCUGCAGGGUGGGAGAGGCAGAGCAAUGGGGAAGGGACUUGAUUUUGCCUUUGAUCUUGAUCCAGGACUGGAUUACUCUUCUGGUAUCGAUUACUAAACCCAUAAGUUACGCAGGGUGGGCCAAUGAACUCUCUUAUUAGAAGAUGGCAGAGAGGCUGUCCUCAGGGUUUCUUAAGCUGACCUUUGAAAAAUAAAAAUUAAAAAUAUAUCUGUUGUGAGUAUUUGUAUUCUCAGAACAUACUUGGACUGUGUGUUCUGAAAUGCAGGUGGAUUGUGAAACUACAUUCAGGGGUUAAAAUCAACCAACACACCCCACCCUGCUGCUCCAUCCUUCCUAAACACUCUGUCUUUCCUAUCUGAAACAGGUCAUUGGAAAGGUCUUAAAAAGAAUAGAGUGUUCAGGGACUCCCAGUUUUUGUCCUAAGAAUAAAUCCCAUGAUUAUUAACCAGAAAUUUGUAGUCCUCAACCAUCUGGCCACACCUUCUCGAUCAUUCCCCAGAGAGAAAGUCUUCUGGUAGGACAACUCAUGAUUAUCUACUGCCCCUUCUCCCUAAACUUUCAGGGUCACUCCCACCUACGCAGUGGUCUCCAGUGCCUCUUCAAUAUGUCAAUAAAGAUUACUCCUCUCGGGUGUAGCCCACAUCUCCUUUCUUCCAUAAGAAAGGACAAUAUCAACUGACUGAUCCCUUCUUCCAAUUCUUUUAAAACUUACUCUCUCCUCUAUUACUUUGGACCUUAUAGACUCAUGCAGCAAUGUGUGUGUGUGUAUACGUGUGUGUGUUUGAAUGUGCCCAUUUGUAUUAAUUUGUAUGAAUUUUAUCUUCCUGAAGAAAUCAGUAGAUUUUGUGUGGUAAGCUAAACUGAAGUUUGCACUUACUUUGGAAAUGAUCCAGGAGACGAAAGCAGUGAAGCCAA